GCCGGGCCGGGCAGGGUGGUGGUGGAGGAGGUGGUGUCGCGGGUGCCAACGCGGAGGCAGUGCGGGUGAGGCACUGGGAAUGGCUCCGGCAGCGACGGGCGGGAUCCUGCCGACUGCUUCCUCGCUGGGCCCGACGGCUGCCUGGCCGGGAAACCACUCCGCUCCCGAUAAUGGAGAGUUUCUCCAGGCUUUGUCAAGACAACUUGUCUUACAGACAACUACUUUGUCAACUAAAACUGAUGGCAAUGAAGGCAAGCCUGAACACCUAGAGUACAUUGCCUUUGCCUUGGUUCCUGUUUUCUUCAUCAUGGGUCUCUUGGGGAUCCUCAUCUGUCAUGUUCUUAAGAAAAAAGGAUAUCGGUGUACAACAGAGGCUGAGCAAGUAGAAGAAGAAAAACUUGAUGAAAAAAUAGAAAUGAAUGACACUAUACAUGAGAAUAGCGACACUGUGGGACAAAUUGUUAACUACAUUAUGAAAAAUGAAGCAAAUGCUGAUGUGUUAAAGGCCAUGGUAGCAGAUAGCAGUGUCUUUGAACCUGAAAGCCCUUUAUCUCCUGGCUCUCCUGAGAGUCCAACGAGUCCAGGGUCUCCUUUGUCACCUGGUGCUGCUCCACUUAAACACACCUGCAAAGGCCAUCACUUCCAUACUGUUGGAGGAGUGAUAGAAAAGGAUGUUUGUAGUCGGUGUAGCCACAAACGGUGGCACUUUAUAAAGCCAGCUCACAAAUCUAAAGAGCACAGAAGAAGUCGCCUGGGAGAAGUUACAGUCCUUUCUGUAGGAAGAUUUAGAGUCACAAAAGUGGAGCACAAAUCAAAUUCCAAAGAACGGAAAAGCCUGAUGUCUCUUAGUGGUGUGGAGAGCAUAAAUGGUGAUAUGCUGAGCACGCCGGUGAAGCAGGAAGCGAGUGAAUCACCUGCCAUGCCUGUGAAACAGGAGGUGAAAGGGAGGAGAAGCUCACAGUAAACUGCAGGUGCAACUUUUAGAAGAGGCUUGUCUGCUAGCACUUUCAGAAAACGGAAAACUCCCAGCAGAUGCAUACUUUUUAAGGCUAUGUAUUUAUGGCAUGGUGGCCAUAAAUAGAUGUACAAGUUCUGUGGUGGUAUCCAUGUUUUGCACCAGUAAUCUUUAGACACUUGCAUAUUGUUGAGCUGUGUGGACCUCAUACAAAAUGUUGGGCUUCAUCUUGGAAAACAAAACAGAAAACUGUAUAGGUUUUGGACAGUAAAGGUGAAAGCCUCAUCAAAUCUUUUUUUUUUUUUAUACUUAGGCAUUUUUGAUGAGCUCAAUGUUAUGAGUUACAUGGAUUUUACCCUAUGGAUAAACAAUGUUCACCCCUCUGGUCUCUGGAUGUUUGACCUCUAUUCUUCUCCUCCAGAAAUGGCAACUGUUUGCUGAAGAUAAAAACGAGAAGCCUUCAGAAGAUGAAAAUGCUCUUUUAAUCUAACUGUUCGUAGCCAAGCAAAACACACAAGGAAAUAAUUGUCAGCCAAAAUCUGCAUGUGUGCCUUUAGUAUAUAACCCCUUGGACUCUGUGAAGGGCACUUCAAAGUACAGUGAUUCAGUUAUAUGCAGAUAUUAAAUUAAACUGUCGUAUUCCCCUCCUGCUUCCUCCUUACUAUGUAACAUUUGGUGAAAGAACAUAUUUUUCUGUGCAGUUGUGUGAGCUCUUGGAAAGGUCACUUUUUUCAAGGCCAAUUGCUGUCCCAUUUUCUUUUAACUGUGCACUCAUAUUUGAAGAAUGCCUAAUAGUUUUGCAUUUCUCUUUUGAUCUUACCCACAGGUUCCUUAUUAAGCUAAGACAACAUAUUUCAACCAUUGGAUAAGAAUAUGGAAUAUUUGGCAUUAAAAAUGUAUGGAGGAUAUACUCAAGUACUUCAAAGUGGCUUUAUUGGACUGAGGUUAGCAGUUUUGAUUGGCACCAAACUCUUAAGGCACUGUAACUCCCUUCAUAUUUUAAGUGUGACUUAAUCCUAGAAAUACCAGUGAUGGUUUUGUGAUGUUAAUUUUUAUGUCUACUUAUGAUCUCUGCUUUGUCCUGUUAUUUGUUUUGGGGGAGGGAAACCUUUGCAAUACUUCAGCAAAUAUUGCUGUAUAAUAGAAACUGAAAAAUAACAUUUGUUUUGAGUGCCUAAGAAUAUGAGCUCUAAUGUAAUGCAUUUUAGUAGAGUUUGCACUAUAAUUCUGAAACGAUAAAGUAACAGCCUGCUUUACAAGCUCAAUGAAAAUCAGCUUGGUUUGAAAUUUUUGUUUAAAUUGUUACUUCCAAUCCUUUUAGUCCGAGUGCUCUAAACUGUGUUUCUCCUUCACAUCUGAGAAUCAGGUUCUUGUUACUUUGUGCACUCUAAGCAAUCAGUGUGUAUAAAGAUACAAAUUAAUCUUCUUGCUUUCAUAUUAGAGACUCCCAUGUCUUGUCAGGGAACAUCAAAUUUAUUUCACUCCUGCUGAAAGUAUGUGCUGCUGCUCAUCUUACUUCUACGUGUAUCCUCAAGAUAAUGACUGGACCUAUCAGUACAUGUCAUCCAGACUGCAUUUGCAACAAAAAAUGAAGUGAAAAAGCACCCCCCACCCAAGUCCUGAGAUGAAUAAAUGCUGCAUUGUUCCUUCUAAAACAGAUAUUUUUAGAGAUAACUGUCCUUGAAAAUGCAAAAUAAGUGUUUGGUCAGGACUGGAAACUUGAAUAAUUUGUUUCCUUAUGCCUAUAAAUAAGCCUGUUUUAGGAAAUUUCUUCCAUAUUGAAGGAUAUCGUAAGCACCAAGCUCACGUUUCAGGAAUACAUUUAAUAUUUUUUUUUUCUUUAAAUUUUUGUUUUGUUUUGUUGUUUUUCAAGCUUUACUUGAUUGUUUUUAUGAAGAGCUAGUGUUUCUAGAGGACCGUAAUUAGAGUAGCUAGCUUUCAGUUUCCAAGGGACUGAGAACUAUGGGUAUAAAAUGUUCCUGAAAAGGGAGUACUUGACAAAACCCAACAGUUUCAGAUAGUUUUUAGAAAGGAGAUAUACAGUUAUACAUGUUCCAAAAGCUUAAAAAA
Calypte anna (Anna's hummingbird) is the source of this 3025-nucleotide messenger RNA. RefSeq names its product RELT like 1 (gene RELL1). The record is from RefSeq and is a predicted model, not a curated record. Lineage: Eukaryota; Metazoa; Chordata; Aves; Apodiformes; Trochilidae. Gene Ontology annotation, cellular component: plasma membrane. The coding region runs from base 80 to 964 and encodes 294 amino acids. Gene Ontology annotation, biological process: positive regulation of p38MAPK cascade. The transcript has 7 exons.